AUGUUUAACUAUGAAAGUAUAUUCAUUAAUGAAGAUGCUAUAUCGGAAAUGACCAUAGAAGAUGUAAAAAGGUUGAAGCCGUAUUGGAAUGUGCAAAUAGCUAAUUUUAAGGAAUGUCCCAAGGAACCUGUUUUUACCUUGUUGCAAAUGGCAAUACUGUUAAAUAAAAAGACCAUAGUUGGGUACUUGUUGGCGAGACGAGGUUUAGACAUUAAUGCUCUUAGUAGGAAUAACCAAACUGCUCUUAUGAUUGCUUGUGAGAGGAAGGUGCCGUUAGAUUGGAUUGAAGCGAUACUAAAAAAGGGUGGAGAUUUAGGCAUAAAUAUAAAGGAUGAUUUUGAAGAAACUGCUCUGGAUAAAUGCAACGUUAACUCGGAAGUCUAUCAAUUACUUUUAAAGUAUGGAGCCAUAGAAAAUAAGAACACCGUGAGGAUGAAAGGCGACAUGGCUAAACCAUCGAAAUACGGAGAAAGCUUAUGGCUGAAUGUGUGUGGGUGUGGAACUAGAUAUUACAAAUAA
This is a messenger RNA of Plasmodium gonderi, 519 nucleotides long. RefSeq lists its product as hypothetical. Gene Ontology annotation, molecular function: protein binding. NCBI's taxonomy places the organism in Eukaryota, Apicomplexa, Aconoidasida, Haemosporida, Plasmodiidae. The transcript has 7 exons. The record is from RefSeq and is a predicted model, not a curated record. Bases 1 to 519 code for a protein of 172 amino acids.